UCGAUCUGUGCACGAUAAAGGGCACACUAGUGGUUGGUCAUAAAAACACGUGCCUUCACCCUUCAUACAUUUAGCCCAGGUAGAAAACUGGUUUUGUUGCUGUUUUUCUAAUAACUUUUGGCUAUCAAUUAGCUACGGAUAACUUGCAAAAACAGGGACCGAAAACUGAACUCACAGACUUGUCGCUCGGUAAAGUUGUCUCUGCGAGCGCCCGCUAAGCAUGUUUGUUUACUUGGGGAAUCCGGAAGGGCCUGAGGCUGCCUGCAAAUGCUAACGCGCCCGCUAGCUCCAUUGUGCAACGUUCGUUCAUCUGACAGUGUUGACCUUGCAGCGGGUAAGAUGGCUAAUAUACGUUAUCAAUACAGCAACAGUCGAUUGAACUUUAUGGCUGCAUUAGGGUCCUGAUUGAACACACAUCAUGGCAACUGAGGCUGCAGUCUCCACCUCUGGUCGUCCUGCAAUCCCCAACCACUCUCAGGGGGACUAUCACUUUGUCCGCUCCUUCGUAGCUGGAGGUGUAGCUGGAUGCUGUGCCAAGUCCACCAUCGCUCCCCUGGACAGAGUAAAGAUCCUACUGCAAGCCCAUAGCCCCCACUACAAAGAUCUGGGAGUGGUAGCCACUCUCCGUGCUGUGCCAAAGAAGGAGGGUUACCUGGGGCUGUAUAAAGGCAAUGGGGCUAUGAUGGUCAGGAUAUUCCCCUACGGAGCCAUCCAGUUCAUGGCCUUCGACAAAUACAAGAAGAUCCUCAGUAAACAGCUGGGCAUUUCUGGACACAUCCACAGGCUAAUGGCCGGUUCUAUGGCAGGGAUGACAGCAGUGAUAUGUACGUACCCUCUGGAUGUGAUAAGAGCCCGUCUGGCAUAUCAGGUGAAAGGACACCAUCGCUACACAGGCAUCGGAAAUGCCUUUCAGACGAUAUACCUAAAGGAAGGAGGCAUCCCUGGCUUCUACAAAGGUCUCAUCCCAACCCUUAUAGGCAUGGCUCCAUAUGCAGGGUUCUCGUUCUUUACCUUUGGCACGCUGAAGAGUCUAGGUCUGGCCCACUUCCCAGAGCUACUGGGGCGACCGUCCUCAGACAACCCAGAGGUGAUGGUGCUGAAGACCCAUGUCAAUCUGCUCUGUGGAGGGGUGGCUGGAGCUAUCGCACAGACCAUUUCCUAUCCUCUAGAUGUUGCCAGGAGAAGGAUGCAGUUAGGAGUGGUACUUCCUGAUUCUGACAAAUGUCUUACCCUGACCAAGACUCUGAAGUAUGUGUACAGUCAGUAUGGGAUGAAGAAGGGUCUGUACAGAGGGCUGUCUCUCAACUACAUCCGCUGUGUGCCCUCUCAGGCUGUGGCCUUCACCACCUAUGAGUUCAUGAAGCAAACCCUCCACCUCAACUAGCUGCUCCCUCCCUCCCCAUCCAUCCAACUCCACCCUUCAUCUCUGCAUAGCUGGAUUGGGGCACGUUCACUAAGGCUAAACACUCUGAAACGUUUAGAGCAAAAUAGAGAGACCACUGCUAGAGAUAUUUUGCUAUCUCAAAACAGCCUGACCAAGAGCAAUCACUGGGGCUAUACAUUCUGAAAUGUUUAAGAACUUCCUUAGAAACUCCCUGUAUCUCAACACAACCUGACCAGGGAACUAUAAAUUGGACAACAUUUUUCUGAAUGUCUUUCAGUGCCCUGAAUAUUCCUUAUUAGAUGUGUUAAUUUACCCUAGUUAACCUUUUUCUGUUUUCCGCUUGGAGGUAUUGAACUCUGCUACCAGAGGAGGCCAUUGAGGCUCAGCCACGGGAGCCACGCUAAGCAGAUGAAGGCACUGGGCCCCAUGGCAAUGCCUCAAAACAACUGGCAUUGCCAAUCCAGUGCCCCUGUCUGUUCUCAGCUCCUGCUUUUGUGAUUCUCUCCCUCUUAUGUCGUUUUAAAACCGCCCAACCUGUGGCUGUGGAAAACACCCCGGCAACUAUUGCCAUGGAUACCUAUGGACAAUGACUCCCUCUGCUUCGAUGAGUGGCUAUGUGCAAUGAACCCCUAACAACUGUCAUUGGUAAUGGCAUAGCAACCCAAUUCUGUACACUGCCUCCCACCCUACCUAAUGAGUCACACAGACAUUAACGGAGGGGAAAGUCACACUGGGCAAUCUGCCUUAACAUAAUCGGAGGUCUUCUUUUCCUCAUGUACCUACCUGACACUAGUGAGUACAAACCUAGACACAUAAAAUAAUGAGACAUGGAUUUAAAUGUGUAAUAUGUCAGUUUUUAUAAGAGUUAUAGGACAACUUCUACAUUUUAUGAGAAUUAAGAACACUCUCCCCAAGCUUGUGUUUAACACAGAACUGUGCUUUUUGAACGUCCUGAGUUUAGUAGAAUCCAAAUGAUAAAAUCCUAAAACAUCACAUUCAAUUUGUUCAAAACUGAACCUCAAAUUGUAUUAUUUUGAUGGUCUCCAAAAAGUCUUAUUGUCGGACAUUGAAACAGGUUUGCCCCAUGCAGUUGAACAGAUAUAACAGGUGUGUAUCUGUAGGAGUGUUGUCUUUGGUAUUGACGUGUGUGUGUUUAUGUCCAUUCAGGGUUUAGUGUGUAGUAAGUCUCUUCUCUACUGUGCAGGUUUGGGGUCCAAUGCCUUGUUGUAUACAAGUUGCUAUUUAUGUAUUGUGUUCCUAUCCACAAAGCCUCUGUGUACUUUGCCAAUCUUUUACCUGUAUAACCAACAGAUCUAUAUAGAUAGAUAUCUAUCUAUAUAUCUAAAUGCAACAGAGACAUAGGACACAGUGUCUGAAAUGCCAACCUAUUCCCUAUAUAGGCUCUGGCCUAAAGUAGUGCACUAUAUAGGGAAAAGGGUGUCAUCUUGGACAUAACCAUGGCUGCUAGUCAGUUUUUACUUUAACCAGGCCAGCUUGUCAUUGGCUAUGACGUGACAAUGUUGGCUAACGUUGGGUACAAGGCAGUGGUGUAGCGUGCAGAAACAGUCAUGUUCUCGGGCUAAUGAUGCUGUGUACCUACCUGAAGAGGGUAUCUGUUGAGGAAAGAGUCUAGCAGGGUUGCAAAAUCCAACUUUCCCAGAAAUUCCAGUUGGAUGAUUUUGAUAUUGUUCCUGUGAGAUGACAAUGAACUGAGGUAGGCUAUGGACUGACAGUGGUGGUUUUAACGUGUUGUGUUUUCUUUACCUCUUGCCUACAUUUCCCUGAGUUCAGGUGUGUGUCGCAGGGUGUAGAAAGCAUUUGUCAGCUACUGAUCAAGAUCUAGACACUAGUAUUAAAAUAUGUGCUAUAUAAUGUAUCCUAUGUAAGAGUUGCUAUGAAGUUUAAGCACCCAAAUGGAAACCUGAGUUAAGUACUUCAAAGGGGGGGGGGGGGACUAUCACUUCGGAGCCUUUGGCUUUUUUGUGUUUAUUCAUGAAAGUGUAGUGUGACUGCCACCUUGUGGCCACAUGAGUCAGUAAUACGUUUACCGACAACGAUCAUCUGUAGCCUGCCUUGCAUGUAACUGGACAUUACCAUGCUGAAGCCUUCAUAACCACUACUACAGCGACGUAUGUCUUCUGAUCUGUCCAUGUAUCAUCAUGACUUUGGAUAUGUCAUUUUCCUCUUGGUUUGAAUGUACAUUGUGCAGCAUCUCUGUUCUGUACCCGUAUUCAUGAAGUGUCAGUUUUGCCUUUCCGAUCAUAAUGAAUAAGAGGGGGAUCUGAUGUCAGUAAUAGUGCUUCGUGACAAUAUGCUCUGUUCUUCUUGUUUAGCAAAAUGCUGUAAGGAAGUGAUAAGAAUUAUAAUGCACAUCUCUCUGG
Oncorhynchus keta (chum salmon) is the source of this 3765-nucleotide messenger RNA. RefSeq names its product solute carrier family 25 member 16 (gene slc25a16). Gene Ontology annotation, biological process: transmembrane transport. Gene Ontology annotation, cellular component: mitochondrial inner membrane. The record is from RefSeq and is a predicted model, not a curated record. Bases 419 to 1384 code for a protein of 321 amino acids. NCBI's taxonomy places the organism in Eukaryota, Metazoa, Chordata, Actinopteri, Salmoniformes, Salmonidae. The transcript is spliced from 9 exons.